AUGAGGAAGACUCACCUGGAGGGGACCAGCUGGGCGAGCAUCAGGGGCAGGGAGACAACUAGGGCGCAUCCCCCUUGGUCUAGACCAGAGGCAGUAAUGUCUGAACAAGGAGAGAGGAGCAGAGGGCACCCCUUGAUCAGACUGCCCAUCGUGGGCAGCCCCAUCGGGCAGGGCAGCAGGGGUGUCUGCUGCCCAAUGUGUUCUGUCCUUCCAGGGUCUGGUGAGAAGGCGUUCGAGGGGCCAGAGCAACUGAUGGUGGGGUCUGGAGAGUUUCAGUUCAUUAACUGUACUGCCAGUUGUACGGACCCCAAGAGACUUGUUCUGGAGACAGCCCUAAACAAGACUCUCCUGGAGAGCCAGACUCAGUGGAAGCUGUUCAAGGUCUACAACAUCUCCAAGGAUGAGGAGCUCCUGUGUAGCUCCACCUGCGGCGGCAAGCAGGAGACGAAAGUUUUCCACAUCGCCGUGUUCUGCCCUCCAAAGCAAGUGCUGCUGAUGCUGUCGCCCACCUCAAUGGCCAUAGGGAUGCUGUUCACCAUCAAGUGCAGGGUCCCCGUUUGUGGCCCCCCUCGAAUGCCUCACUGUCACUCUGCUCCAUGGUACUGA
Rangifer tarandus platyrhynchus (Svalbard reindeer) is the source of this 606-nucleotide messenger RNA. NCBI's taxonomy places the organism in Eukaryota, Metazoa, Chordata, Mammalia, Artiodactyla, Cervidae. The record is from the annotation of a GenBank genome assembly.